Gossypium raimondii (Peruvian cotton) is the source of this 989-nucleotide messenger RNA. RefSeq names its product outer envelope pore protein 24B, chloroplastic. Gene Ontology annotation, biological process: regulation of monoatomic ion transmembrane transport. The record is from RefSeq and is a predicted model, not a curated record. The coding region runs from base 92 to 799 and encodes 235 amino acids. The transcript has 3 exons. Lineage: Eukaryota; Viridiplantae; Streptophyta; Magnoliopsida; Malvales; Malvaceae. Gene Ontology annotation, molecular function: voltage-gated monoatomic cation channel activity.
AGUUCCAUAAUAUGCGAGAAAGCCCAAAUUUCAAUUGAAGAGUGGAGGGUAAGCUAGGCUCGUCGUCCACCUGAAAUCUGAAAACUUUUCCAUGCAAACAUACAAAACCGAAUUCCGCCAACUUCUCCCUCUUUAUCUCCCUUCCUUGUAUCUUCCGAGAGAAAUGAAGGCGUCUCUGAAAGGCCGAUACACAAACGACAAGAGCACCGCCGUCGUUACUCUUGCCGUCAAGGCCGGCGAUGUCAAGUUACUCGCCUCCAUGAGUGAUGUCACCGUCGUCAAAGGUCCCAGGCUCAACAAUCUUACUUUAACCGUUGAAAAACCAGCCUUCUUCAUCUUCGACUAUGAUGUCCCCAAGAAGGAUUUUCGGUUUCAGUUUAUGAACUCAAUCAAGGUUGCGGAGAAACCGUUGAAGCUCACUUACAAUCACGGCCAUGGGGAAAACCGAACGGUGAUGGACGGGUCACUGGUGUUGGAUUCGGCGAACAAAGUGUCGGUUAAUUACAUGUUCGGAACGAGGAACUUUAAGCUGAAAUAUAGUUACGUGCACGGAGGGGUUACGACUUACGAGCCAUGUUAUGAUUUGGGGAAGAAUGCGUGGGAUUUUUCAGCUUCGAGGAGAUUAUAUGACGAUGUUUUUAAGGCGACUUAUGAGUCAUGGAGUCGGGACUUUGCCCUGGAGUGGUCCCGAAAUUCCAAGUUUAAUGGGACAUUUAAGAUAUCAGCAACCAUCAACAUGGUUGGAGAAUCGAAGAUUCCUAAAGUAUUUGCAGAGAGUACUUGGGAUUUGGAAAUGUGAUUUGUUGUUGUUGUUCAUCAACCUUUAUCCAGAUUCAUGUUUUGAAUUGUAUAGGGUUUGGACAAACUGCUUGCCAAGUUGGAGACGAAAUCAAUAGGAAAUAAAAGCUUUACCCAAUGUAUAUGUAAACAGACUCUCUAGAUUAUUAUUUUACACUCCUUAAUUCAUCGGUUAAUGAAAUUACCAUAUU